Camelus dromedarius (Arabian camel) is the source of this 2427-nucleotide messenger RNA. RefSeq names its product gamma-aminobutyric acid type A receptor subunit gamma3 (gene GABRG3). Gene Ontology annotation, molecular function: GABA-gated chloride ion channel activity; benzodiazepine receptor activity; inhibitory extracellular ligand-gated monoatomic ion channel activity. Gene Ontology annotation, biological process: chloride transmembrane transport; regulation of postsynaptic membrane potential; gamma-aminobutyric acid signaling pathway. The record is from RefSeq and is a predicted model, not a curated record. Lineage: Eukaryota; Metazoa; Chordata; Mammalia; Artiodactyla; Camelidae. Bases 127 to 1530 code for a protein of 467 amino acids. The transcript is spliced from 10 exons. Gene Ontology annotation, cellular component: neuron projection; GABA-A receptor complex; dendrite membrane.
GCGGCGGCGCCCGGAGCAGCGAGGGGGUGGAGGCGCCCGGAGCAGCGAGGGGGCGGAGGCGAGGCCCCGCGCUCCGGAGGAAGCGGCGCCCGGCCCGAGGCCUGGGACCCCGCGCCCCGCCGCACCAUGGCCCUGAAGCUGCUGCUGCUCCUCUUCCUGUUCUCGGGCUUGCACGCGCGGUCCAGGAAGGUGGAAGAGGACGAAUACGAAGAUUCAUCAUCAAACCAAAAGUGGGUCUUGGCUCCCAAAUCCCAGGACAGAGAUGUGACUCUUAUUCUCAACAAGCUGCUCAGAGAAUAUGAUAAGAAGCUGAGACCGGAUAUUGGAUUGAAGCCCACCGUCAUCGAUGUGGACAUCUAUGUUAACAGCAUCGGUCCCGUGUCCUCAAUAAACAUGGAAUACCAAAUUGAUAUAUUUUUUGCUCAGACCUGGACUGACAGUCGCCUUCGGUUCAACAGCACAAUGAAAAUACUUACUCUGAACAGCAACAUGGUGGGGCUAAUAUGGAUUCCAGAUACAAUCUUCCGCAAUUCUAAAACUGCGGAGGCUCACUGGAUCACCACCCCCAAUCAGCUCCUCAGAAUUUGGAAUGAUGGGAAAAUCCUUUACACCUUAAGGCUCACCAUAAACGCUGAGUGCCAGCUGCAGCUGCACAACUUCCCCAUGGAUGAGCACUCCUGCCCGCUGAUCUUCUCCAGCUAUGGCUACCCCAAAGAAGAAAUGAUUUAUAGAUGGAGAAAAAAUUCUGUGGAGGCAGCUGAUCAGAAGUCCUGGCGGCUUUAUCAGUUUGACUUCAUGGGCCUCAGAAACACCACAGAAAUUGUGAAAACAUCUGCAGGUGAUUAUGUUGUCAUGACUAUAUAUUUUGAAUUGAGUAGAAGAAUGGGCUACUUCACUAUUCAAACAUACAUUCCCUGUAUACUGACUGUAGUUUUAUCCUGGGUGUCAUUUUGGAUCAAAAAAGAUGCUACACCAGCAAGAACAGCAUUAGGCAUCACCACAGUGCUGACCAUGACCACGCUCAGCACCAUAGCCAGGAAGUCCUUGCCCCGCGUCUCCUACGUGACCGCCAUGGACCUCUUUGUGACCGUGUGCUUCUUGUUCGUCUUUGCUGCUCUGAUGGAGUAUGCUACCCUCAACUACUAUUCAAGCUGUAGAAAACCAACUACCACCAGGAAAAAAACAUCGUUAUUACAUCCAGAUUCCUCAAGAUGGAUUCAUGAAAGAAUAAGCCUACAAGCCCCUUCCAACUACUCUCUCCUUGACAUGCGGCCACCGCCACCUGCAGUGGUCACUCUGAACAGUUCCAUGUACUGGCAAGAAUUUGAAGAUACCUGUGUCUACGAGUGUCUGGACGGCAAAGACUGUCAGAGCUUCUUCUGCUGCUAUGAAGAAUGCAAGUCAGGAUCCUGGAGAAAAGGACGGAUUCACAUAGACAUCUUGGAGCUGGACUCAUAUUCCCGGGUUUUCUUCCCCACUUCAUUCCUGCUCUUCAACUUGGUCUAUUGGGUGGGAUACCUGUAUCUCUGAAUGCUCCUCCUAGUGAUGAACGAAGAGUGUUAGGUUCCCCUCUUCAUCUUUCACCCUCCCCAGACCAGUAGUCACCAACUGGAGUAGCAAGGAAAGACACUGCUCAGUGUAUCUGAAGUUGUACAUUACCUUUGAAUAGCGCAGGAACACGUGGCAAAUAUUCCUGUUAUGUAUUUCAAACUCACACACACACACACACAAGUUAAUUGAGUUUUAAAGAGAUGUUCUUGUUACUCCCUUACUGAGUCUGUAGCUUGGUGAUGAUUAUGAAUGGUUUUGGAUAUUGGAAGCAGCUGCCAAUGUUCCUUGCAAAGAAACCUGUGAAACAUGCAAGCAGAUGUCUGAGAAGCUCUCUCGGGCCCCGACCCCUCCUGCGUCUCUCCCUUGCAGCUCUCCACAGCACCGAUGCCCACGUGUGGGGAGCCACCACUGGCCAAGACACACUCAUGCUGGACCUCAGCGCCCAGGCAGCCUGAGCUCAUUUGUGACUGCAGUGAGCUUCCACCCCGUUUCCUUUCUGUGGUCUCUUUCGCUCUGGCACCAAACCACCUUCAUUAGUUGGCAUUCCUUUAUCUCAUAGCCCCAACCUUGGCUGGGGAACGGUGUGUAUGCUUCACCUACAAUUGUUCAAUUGAGGAAAAAGUCUGAUAUUCAAAAUUCUCAUAUUGCUGAAGUCAAAGAUGUUUAUUAUCUCUGAACAUCAGAAGGUCGUUAACUUUAUUCCAAAUUAUUGAAAGUUGCUGGUAUUCAAGCUUUGGGUUCUUGGACGAGUUCACGUUGAGUUCAGCACUUCUCCUUAGGAGUUGUGCUUCUCCUAGACCAAGGUGUGACCCCAGAGCAUAUGCUCUUGUGGGCUCCAGGAGUAUCUGCAUCUUGCGAAGAAAUGUACACAACAUU